CGCGCAUCGCAACCGACAUCACCGCUACGAUUCCCCAUUUUCCUCAUUUUCCCCAUUCCCCCAGCUCUUGACGAUGCCAUGGGGUCUGUGGGCAUCGCCUACCGGGAAGGAUGAGGGAACUCCAUCACCCUCUUCUUCGACCAAGUAUUCAUCAACAACAUCAACAACAAGCGUCAACCACAGCAAUCAUGGCAUCCACAACAUGCCUUCGAACUUCCUUUCCAACUCGCCUCGUCCAACGGAGCGUGCGCCGCCGCCUGCCGCAGAUAUGGCAGACAUACCACCCAUCCCGCCCCAACUAAAAAAGAGAGCCAUUUCCUGGAACGAUUCGCUUUGGACGCUUAUCGACUGGCAGCACUACCAAGAACCGCGAUCGAUCGUGCUCUACACCCUUCCGACCAUCGGAGCUUUCGCGCUCUUCGGCAUCUGGCGUUCGUUUCUCCGCCGCUUUCGCGGCACCGCAUAUAUCUCGCCCGGCUUCUUUCGGCGGCGCACGCUGCUGGGCAAGGUGACGAGCGUAGGCGACGGCGAUAACUUUCAUUUCUUUCACACGCCCGGCGGGCGGUUGGCGGGGUGGGGCUGGUUGCGUAGGGUGCCAAUGGUUAGGAAGGAAUUGAAGGAUCGAACGAUCCCAAUCCGCAUCGCUGGCAUCGACGCCCCAGAAGGCGCCCACUUCGGCCGGCCCGCACAACCCUACUCGAGCGAAGCCCUCCAGUGGCUCCGAAACUACAUUCUCGGCAAGCGCGUGCGGGCACGCAUAUACCGCAAGGAUCAGUACGACCGGGUCGUUGCGACCGUCUUCGUUCGGAAACCGCCCUUCUUCCUGCGCAAGGACGUUGGGCUGGAAAUGCUUAAACUUGGGCUGGCGACCACGUACGAAGCCAAGACGGGCGCGGAGUUUGGCGGGCCUAAGAUGGAACAGGUGUAUAAGAAUGCUGAGGCGGCGGCGAGGAGGAAGGGGAAGGGGAUGUGGGCGAAUACCCUGACGGGAUUUUUCGGGCUGGGAAGGAGAAGGGAAAUCGAGAGUCCGAGACAGUAUAAGGACCGGAUGAGAGCGGCGGGAAACACUAUACUGGGGAAGAAGACUGCGGCGCCCAAAGCAACAACGGCUACCAAGAAGGCGCCGGCCGUGAAGAGGGAGACGGCGGCGGCUGCGAAGAAGGAGAAGACCAAAGCGACGGCUGCAGAUAGUACCGUGGCAAAGAUGCCAUGAUGGUUGCAGGAAACGGACGACGACUGAUAAUACCCAUGAAAUGAUAUAUCCAAGGAAGAGGUCAGUUGGCACAGAAACACAGUCAUUGCUCGGAAGUGCUGUCUUGGUUCGCCGAGUCUCCAAUCGUUUGGACUUAUCGUACACAAUCGCAUUGAAUCUGAGUAGAGUCUAUACUGAGCAGGCCUUGUACAUUCGGCUUUGUGACAUAUGGAAAGCCUUUCCAAGAAGAUAUGAAGGAUACAACUGUUGCCGCGCCAAUACAAGCUCGUUUCGUUCCCCG
Molecule: messenger RNA, 1493 nt
Organism: Neurospora crassa OR74A
Lineage: Eukaryota; Fungi; Ascomycota; Sordariomycetes; Sordariales; Sordariaceae
Product: nuclease domain-containing protein
Exons: 2
Coding region: 74-1213 (379 amino acids)
Cellular component (GO): cytoplasm; mitochondrion
Source: RefSeq, a predicted model, not a curated record